Molecule: messenger RNA, 1131 nt
Organism: Trichoderma virens Gv29-8
Lineage: Eukaryota; Fungi; Ascomycota; Sordariomycetes; Hypocreales; Hypocreaceae
Exons: 3
Coding region: 1-1131 (376 amino acids)
Source: RefSeq, a predicted model, not a curated record
AUGCUCAAAUCAGCAGCACUUCUGGCUUUGGCCGCUGUCGUUACGGCACGAAAAUGCCACGACCUCACUAUCCCUAUCUCCAUCUCAGCUCGAAACGCUGUCUUUGAUCUUCCAGCACCGUUAUCAGAGAUUGAUGUCACUAGCUUCUUCCUCGGCUUUGUUCACGCAGGCAUCAACUACACCGACGCCCUCCUGACAGGAUAUAAAACUGUUAGCGGCCACUAUAAUAUCGCCGCCACUUACUGCCAGCCAGACCACGGCCCAGGCAAAGCCCUCCAGGUCUUGACUCAUGGCAUCGCUUUCGAUCGUAGUUACUGGGAUUAUCCCUUCAACAACCACAACUACAGCUAUGUCGCCGAAGCUGUUGACGAGCAGGGCUACUCGACCUUCACAUGGGACCGUCUCGGAGUUGGCGCUUCCUCCAAAGGCAACCCCAUCAACGAGAUCCAACAGUACCUUGAGGUUGCUGCCCUCACGGAACUCUCCACCCUCCUCCGCAAAGGCUGCGUGAAGGGCAUCAACGCCAAAUUUAGCAAAUUCGUCCACGUCGGCCACUCUUUCGGCUCCGCCAUAACUUACAACUUCGUCAAUGCCAACCCCGACUUCAGUGACGCUGCCGUCUUAACCGGCUUCAGCCAGAACGCAAACUUCCUCUCCGGCUUUGCCCUCGGCGGCAAUUUCAAGCCCGUAAAGGAGAUUCCUUCACUUGCGGCCAAAUAUCCCGCCGGCUACGUUGCAGUGCCAUCAAGCGUUGGUGUCAACAUCCAGUUCUUUGCUCCUGGUGACUUCGACCCCAAGAUGCUCGCGUCUGCAUUUGCAAACGGCCAGCCAGCUACCCCUGGCGAGAUUCUUACUAUUGGCGCCGGCCUCAGCACUGUCAACGCCUUCAGGGGCCACCUCCUCAUUGCCACAGGAGAGAGAGACGUUCCUUUCUGUGGCGGUAACUGCUCGGACACAACCACCAUCCAGGGAGCUUUCCCAAACCUCCUUGCCUUCUCUGAAAUUCUUUUCCCCAACGCCUCCACCUUCGAGGCGGCUGUCAUUCCCGAGGCUGGUCAUGGCCUCAACUUUGGCUAUUCUCACAAGGCCGCAUACGCCUCCAUCUUCGACUUCCUCCGUUCUUCUUUGUAA